UCUCGGGUUCACUAGGGGCGCUCGGAGGAGACCAGAAAGUCGCGGCCCGGCUGCGCGGGAUGCCUUUCGCCAAGCGGAUCGUGGAGCCGCAGUGGCUGUGCCGGCAGCGGCGCCCGGCGCCCGGCCCAGCUGUGGACGCGAGCGGAGGCAGCGUUGAACCGCCGCCGCCCCUUCAGCCACCCGGCCGGCCCGACGAGGCCGAGGUGCCGGGGCCAGAAGAGCCAGCCCACGCGCCCCCCGCACCUCCCGGGCUGCCACCGCCGCCGCCGUUGCCCGCGCCGGCCGACCCGGCUCAGCCGCCACACGGAGAGGCACCAGUGGCAGGCGAGGAGAGCGCGGCGGGGGUCCCGGAGGCGGCGUCCGCCACUGGAGAGGCGUCCUCGGCAGCGGCCGCGGCCGUGCUGCUCAUGCUGGACCUGUGCGCGGUCAGCAACGCAGCGCUGGCCCGCGUCCUCCGGCAGCUUUCGGACGUGGCCCGGCACGCGUGCAGCCUCUUCCAGGAGCUCGAGAGCGACAUCCAGCUCACCCACCGCCGCGUCUGGGCGCUGCAGGGCAAGCUCGGCGGCGUGCAGCGCGUCCUCGGCACGCUGGACCCCAAGCAGGAGGCAGUGCCCGUCUCCAACCUGGACGUGGAGAGUAAGCUGAGCGUGUACUAUCGCGCACCAUGGCACCAGCAGCGAAACAUCUUCCUCCCAGCCACCAGGCCACCCUGCGUGGAGGAGCUGCACCGCCAUGCCCGGCAGAGCCUGCAGGCCCUGCGCAGAGAACACCGGAGCCGGAGCGAUCGUCGAGAGCAGAGAGCAGCUGUCCCCCUUUCCGCCGCUGCUCCCCCACUGCCCGCCUACCCUCCAGCUCACAGCCAGAGGAGGCGCGAAGUUAAGGACCGUCACUUCCUAACGUUUAACAGCACCCGUUCGCCCUCCCCCACUGAGUGUUGCCACAUGACCCCAUGGAGUAGAAAGUCCCAUCCCCCAGAGGAUGAAGAUACUGAUGUCAUGUUAGGGCAGCGGCCGAAAAACCCAAUACACAAUAUCCCCUCUACACUGGACAAGCAAACCAACUGGAGCAAAGCACUACCUCUCCCGACGCCAGAGGAGAAGAUGAAACAAGAUGCCCAAGUGAUUUCUUCUUGCAUUAUCCCCAUCAACGUCACUGGCGUUGGUUUCGACAGAGAGGCUAGUAUCCGCUGUUCCCUUGUUCAUUCACAAUCCGUUCUCCAGAGGAGACGAAAAUUGAGGAGGAGGAAAACCAUCUCGGGUAUCCCCAGAAGAGUUCAACAAGAAAUAGAUUCGGAUGAAUCACCAGUGGCCAGGGAAAGGAAUGUGAUCGUGCACACAAAUCCAGACCCCUCCAACACUGUCAACAGAAGGUCCGGAACCAGGGACUCUGAGUGCCAAACUGAGGACAUUCUGAUUGCUGCCCCAUCCCGAAGGAGAAUCAGAGCUCAAAGGGGUCAGAGCAUCGCGGCUUCCCUCUCACACUCUGCUGGCAACAUUUCUGCCCUGGCAGACAAAGGAGACACCAUGUUUACCACUACAGUGAGCAGCCGCACAAGGUCUCGGAGCCUGCCCCGGGAAGGCAACAGAGGUGGGGAUACUGAGCCCAAAGUCGGUACUAAACCCUCAGCAUAUGAAGAGGGAGAGCCUUUCGUGGAGGACCAUGAAAGAAUCCCCAAUGAUUGCAGUGAGGCUCCGAGCAGCCCGAGCACACAGGAACACCAGCCUGCUUUGGGCUUGGCCUGUUCUCAGCAUCUUCACAGCCCUCAGCACAAGUUGAAUGAGAGAGGGAGGUCACGCUUGUCCCGAAUGGGUGCUGACUCUGGCAGUUGUGACAUCUCCUCCAACUCAGACACCUUUGGGAGCCCCAUCCACUGCAUCUCCACGGCUGGUGUCCUCCUCAGCAGCCACAUGGACCAGAAAGAUGAGCACCAGUCCUCCAGUGGCAACUGGAGUGGGAGCAGUUCCACGUGUCCCUCACAGACCUCAGAGACAAUCCCUCCUGCAGCUUCUCCUCCCCUGACUGGCUCUUCUCACUGUGACUCAGAAUUGUCACUAAACACGGCUCCUCAUGCCAAUGAAGACACCAAUGUCUUUGUGACAGAGCAGUACAAUGACCAUCUGGAUAAAGUGAGAGGCCACCGGGCAAAUUCCUUCACCUCUACUGUCGCGGAUCUGCUGGAUGACCCUAACAACAGCAACACAAGUGACAGUGAGUGGAAUUACCUACACCACCAUCAUGAUGCCUCCUGCCGCCAGGAUUUCAGCCCUGAGCGUCCCAAGGCAGACAGCCUAGGCUGCCCAAGCUUCACAAGCAUGGCCACUUAUGACAGCUUCCUGGAAAAGUCUCCAUCGGACAAAGCAGACACUAGCUCUCACUUUUCGGUAGACACAGAAGGAUACUAUACCUCCAUGCAUUUUGACUGUGGUCUCAAAGGUAGUAAGGGCUACGUCUGUCACUACACAGCCCUGGGCCCAGAGAAUGGCCAGGGUGUUGGAGUUCCUACCAGUCUUCCGGACUGUUCCUGGCAGGACUAUUUAGACCACAGGAGGCAGGGAAGACCGAGCAUCUCUUUCAGGAAACCAAAGGCAAAGCCGACCCCACCUAAACGUAGCUCAUCAUUGAGGAAGUCUGAUGGAAACACAGACGUUUCUGAGAAGAAAGAACCAAAGAUAAGCAGUGGUCAGCACCUGCCUCACAGUUCCAGGGAGAUGAAGCUGCCUCUCGAUUUCUCCAACACGCCUUCUCGAAUGGAAAAUGCCAAUCUUCCCACCAAGCAGGAACCUUCUUGGAUAAACCAGAGUGAACACGGCAUUAAGGAACCUCAGUUAGACACUUCCGAUAUUCCACCAUUCAAAGACGAAGGUGCUGAAUCAACUCACUAUGCAGACCUCUGGCUUCUGAAUGACUUGAAAACAAAUGAUCCGUAUAGAUCACUAUCUAACUCAAGCACUGCUACGGGUACCACAGUUAUUGAAUGCAUCAAAUCUCCAGAGAGCUCUGAAUCCCAAACAUCCCAGUCAGAAUCAAGAGCCACCACCCCAUCUCUUCCUUCUGUGGACAAUGAGUUUAAACUGGCUUCCCCAGAAAAGCUGGCUGGCUUGGCAUCUCCAUCCAGUGGCUACUCGAGCCAGUCUGAAACGCCAACAUCCUCUUUCCCAACGGCUUUCUUUUCAGGCCCAUUGUCUCCUGGAGGUAGCAAAAGAAAACCUAAAGUCCCAGAGAGGAAAUCCUCGCUACAGCAACCCUCCUUAAAAGAUGGAACUAUCUCACUGAGUAAAGAUCUUGAACUUCCAAUUAUACCUCCUACCCAUCUUGACCUAAGUGCUCUUCAUAGCGUCUUGAACAAACCAUUCCACCACCGUCAUCCAUUGCAUGUUUUUACUCAUAGUAAGCAGAACACAUUAGGAGAAACACUGAGGUCUAAUCCUCCGCCGUCCCUUGCCAUUACGCCAACAGUCCUGAAAUCUGUUAACCUUAAGUCCAUCAACAAGUCUGAAGAAGUUAAGCAAAAAGAGGGCAACAAUGCAAAUCUCCCCUACUUAGAGGAAAACACUCUGACAAUGACGGCCUUGUCUCCGAGUAAGAUUCAGCCACAAACAGCAAAGAAAUCAGUCUCACAUCAGUACUCCACUGAAGACACCGUACUGUCCUUUUUAGACCCCUCUGCAGCUGAGAUGGGACCAGAUAAACUACAUUUAGAAAAAAGUUCUACUUUUGAUGUGAAGAAUGAUUGCGAUCCAGAAAACGUACCCUCAGCUGGUAGCAAUCUCCUUGAUUCCAAUGCUGCAAAAGACCAAAUACACACAGAGAGUGAGCCCAUUCUGGAAAACACAGCAAGCAAAAACUGUGAUUUUUCCGCAGAAGGAUUUCAGAAAGUCUCUGCUGCCCGCCCAACUGAUUUGGAUGGUACAAUAAUACAAUAUGGAGCUGGUCCAGACGGAGCCCUAGAACAGAUACAGAAGGCGCCCUCUGUAGGUCGAGAGGAAGUUGCACAACCCGAAUCUGCAGAUGUAAUUCCAUCUCAGUCAAACGCACCAACCAGAGCAACAGACAUAAGUAAUCAAUUUAAGCAUCAACUUGCUAUGAGCCGCCACCACGACAAAGUGCCUGGGAAUAUCAGCUACGAAUCAGAGAUAUCACCUGUAAAUUCAUUCCCUGAAAAAUGUUCUGAGCAGGAAAAUAUUGCUUCAGGUAUUUCAGCCAAAAGUGCCUCUGAAAACAGCAGACCAGAGGAGACCCAUGGAAGUGUGGAUGAGGCUUCACUGAAAGAAUCAUCACCAAGCGAUGACACCAUCAUUUCACCACUUAGUAAAGACUCUCAAGCCGAAGCGGAUGGGGUGUUUGUGUCUCCAAACAAACCUCGAACGACUGAGGAUUUAUUCGCAGUCAUUCACAGAUCCAAGAGGAAAGUACUUGGAAGAAAAGAUUCCGGGGACAUGUCUGUUCGAAGCAAAUCGCGAAUUCCCCCGGGCAGUAAUAGCAGCAGUACCAGUUCUGUCACUUCACCCAGCACCACUGUGACCACCGCCAACAGCCAGAGGUCUCCUGGUCUCAUCUACCGGAAUGCCAAAAAGUCCCACACAUCAAAUGAAGAAUUUAAGCUGUUACUCCUCAAGAAAGGCAGUCGCUCAGAUUCCAGUUACCGCAUGUCUGCCACUGAGAUCCUGAAGAGUCCCAUCCUGCCCAAACCUCCCGGGGAGCUCGCAGCAGAGUUCCCUCAAAGCACUGAAGAUGCCCAUCAGGGGUCACCCGGGGCAGAGGCAUUGUCCCCACUCUCUCCAUGCUCCCCACGCGUGAAUGCCGAAGGGUUUUCCUCAAAGAACUUUGCCACCUCGGCAUCGGCAAGAGUUGGACGUUCCCGAGCCCCUCCCGUGGCCAGCAGCAGCCGCUACAGUGCCCGCUGCCGCCUGUACAACACGCCCAUGCAAGCCAUCUCCGAGGGAGAGACAGAAAAUUCCGAUGGCAGCCCACACGAUGACCGCUCCUCCCAGAGCUCCACAUAGGUCGCCUGUGCCCAGCUGCCUGUCAAACGCCCAAAC
Otolemur garnettii (small-eared galago) is the source of this 5039-nucleotide messenger RNA. RefSeq names its product NHS actin remodeling regulator (gene NHS). The record is from RefSeq and is a predicted model, not a curated record. The coding region runs from base 60 to 5003 and encodes 1647 amino acids. Lineage: Eukaryota; Metazoa; Chordata; Mammalia; Primates; Galagidae. The transcript has 9 exons. Gene Ontology annotation, biological process: cell differentiation; lens development in camera-type eye.